Kockovaella imperatae is the source of this 1838-nucleotide messenger RNA. Its product is annotated as DEAD-domain-containing protein. Gene Ontology annotation, biological process: rRNA processing. Lineage: Eukaryota; Fungi; Basidiomycota; Tremellomycetes; Tremellales; Cuniculitremaceae. Gene Ontology annotation, molecular function: RNA helicase activity; RNA binding; ATP binding. The record is from RefSeq and is a predicted model, not a curated record. Gene Ontology annotation, cellular component: nucleus; cytoplasm; ribonucleoprotein complex. The transcript has 9 exons. The coding region runs from base 104 to 1738 and encodes 544 amino acids.
CCUUUGUUCUCUCUCUCUUACUUUCAACAACAACAGAUCAUUCAUCGUGAUCCUCUGACACAGGUCACACAUCGCAUCAUCUCACUACAAGACACUUGACAGAAUGUCUUACGGCUAUGGCAACGGCGGUGGUGGUGGAUACGGUGGAGGAAGCAACGGCUAUGGAGGCAGUAACGGAUACGGUGGAGGAGGAGGUGGUGGCUAUGGUAGUGGUGGUGGAGGCUACGGCGGCGGUGGUGGAUACGGAGGUGGUGGCGGAGACCGAAUGUCCGCGCUUGGAUCCGGCCUUGGUAACAUCGAUUGGGGCAGGCAGCAGCUCACCAAGUUUGAGAAGAACUUCUACGUCCAGGACCCUCGUGUGACGGCUCGAUCCGAUCGAGAGAUCGCAGAGUUUAGAUCCGCCAAGCAGAUGACCAUUCAAGGCAAGGACGUCCCCCGACCCAUCACAUCGUUUGACGAAGCUGGAUUUCCCGAGUACAUUAUGAGCGAGAUCCGAGCUAUGGGUUUCGCUGCGCCAACUGCCAUUCAGUGUCAAGCCUGGCCAAUGGCUUCAUCGGGUCGAGAUCUCGUUGCCAUCGCUGAGACUGGAUCCGGUAAGACCAUCUCUUUUGCUCUUCCUGCCAUGGUUCACAUCAACGCUCAACCUCUCCUCGCUCCCGGUGAUGGACCCAUCGUUUUGAUCCUCGCUCCCACGCGUGAACUUGCUGUUCAGAUUCAAGCCGAAUGCACCAAGUUUGGCAAAUCCUCUCGGAUCCGCAAUACAGCCAUCUACGGAGGUGCUCCCAAGGGACCUCAGAUCCGAGACUUGUCUCGAGGGGUAGAGAUUUGCGUCGCUACCCCGGGUCGUUUGAUCGACAUGCUGGAAAGUGGCAAGACCAAUCUCAAGCGAGUCACCUAUCUGGUCAUGGAUGAGGCCGAUCGGAUGUUGGAUAUGGGUUUCGAACCUCAGAUCCGAAAGAUUGUCUCGCAGAUCCGACCUGACAGACAGACCCUACUGUUCUCGGCCACCUGGCCCAAGGAAGUACAGCGAUUGGCCAUGGACUUUUUGAACGAUUUCAUCCAGGUCAACAUUGGUUCUCUUGAACUGUCGGCCAAUCAGAACGUCACUCAGAUCAUCGACGUUUGCACCGAGUUUGACAAGCGAACCAAGCUUCUCAAACACUUGGAAACUGCUUCUCAGCAGAACGCCAAAGUCCUCAUCUUCACCGGUACCAAGAGGACGGCGGACGAUCUGACCAAGUAUCUCCGACAGGACGGCUGGCCCGCUUUGGCUAUCCACGGUGACAAGCAACAGGGAGAACGAGACUGGGUAUUGGCCGAAUUCAAGGCUGGCCGAUCGCCCAUUAUGCUUGCCACGGACGUUGCUUCUCGUGGUCUCGACGUCAAGGAUAUCUCUUAUGUCAUCAACUAUGACUUCCCCAACGACCUCGAAAACUAUGUCCACCGAGUGGGCCGAACUGGUCGAGCCGGUGCCAAGGGAACAGCCAUCACCUUUUUCACCACUGACAAUGCCAAGUCUGCUCGAGAACUCAUCAAGCUUCUCGUAGAGAGUAAGAAUGUUGUGCCACCUGAGCUGCAAGAGAUGGCUGCUUACAGUGGUGGUGGUGGGGGUGGACGAGGACGAGGUGGCGGACGAGGUCAUGGAGGAUACGGUGGUGGUGGUGGCGGCUAUGGUGGCUCUGGCGCUAACGCUUACGGAGGCGGCGGAGGUGGUGGUGGUUACUCAUCCAGAUGGUAAAUAUUCAUUCACAAUAGAGGGCUGCAAUUGUAUGAUUAUUCGGGCACCGAGAUCGGCCUCCGACACCGGGGACCGUGAGAUGCAAUAGAGUCUCGCCGAG